UGAUAACAAUCAACACCGACCUGCAAUACUCAAAUAAUAGAAACGGAUCGACGUUCAAAGAAUGAAUAUCUCUACGGUUCGGUAUAAUGACGUUAAUCACAAUUGACUAUUUAACCAUGUUUCCAUUACAAAGAGUAAGCUCUGACUGUAAAGAAUCAAUAUUCCGAGCGCGUACUCUCGGAAAGUCUUAACGAUAUUCUUUUGUCUUAAACGUUCGCAUUAAUCCUGCCUCUAAAGUCCGUCGGUGUAAUUUCGAUGUAAAGUUGGGUGCCUGUCCUAACCAAAGCGUAGAGGUUAGGUUAUGUGCAAGUGUUACCUGAUUUUUUUUUCACUUCGCUUUUGGAUAACAAGUUCAAAUUCACAACAUGGCGGGAAGUUUGACCUGGUCGUCGGGUUGUUGUCUCCGUUUUAAAUUUAGUCCCGAAGAAAUAGAACAACGAUACAAGAGUCAAGAAAUCGACCGAAUGCUCGAGAAGGAUCGGCAGAUUCUGCGUCGUCAAGUGAAACUGCUCUUACUUGGUGCCGGAGAGAGUGGAAAAUCAACGUUUCUCAAGCAAAUGAGAAUCAUUCAUGGAGUUAAAUUUGAGCCGGAGGUGAUCAAGGAAUAUCGGCACAUAAUUUACCAAAAUAUUAUCAAAGGUAUGAAAGUACUCGUCGACGCUAGGGAUAAGCUCCAAAUUCCAUGGCAAGAUCCGAAGAACGAUGACGUCGGCUACCAGCUACUCAAAAUUGAAAACACAAUCAUAUUCGACACGAGAUUGUUCCUUCGCUAUGUACCGAAUCUUCGAAGUCUAUGGAGUGACGCUGCGAUAAGAAAAGCAUUCGAUAGGCGACGAGAAUUUCAACUGAGUGACUCGGUUCAAUAUUUCUUGGAUAGUUUGGAUAGAAUUGCCCGAAUGGAAUAUAUGCCCACACACCAGGACAUUUUGCACUGCAGAAAAGCGACCAAAGGAAUUUCUGAAUUUUUAAUUCAGAUAAACAAUAUUCCGUUUCUAUUUGUCGAUGUCGGCGGACAGAGAUCUCAGAGGCAGAAGUGGUACCAGUGUUUCCAGUGUGUCACUUCUAUACUUUUUCUAGUGUCAUCCUCAGAGUUUGAUCAAGUCUUAUUGGAAGACAGACGAACCAACAGACUGGAAGAAUCAAAGAAUAUAUUUGACACGAUAGUCAACAAUGUAAUUUUCGGCGAGGUAUCGAUUAUUCUGUUUCUGAACAAAACAGAUUUACUUGCUAAAAAAGUCAAGUCCAACGAUACGGAUCUGCGGCAGUAUUUUCCAAGUUUUAAGGGUGACCCACAUUCCAUUCAUGAUGUUCAAAAUUUCAUACUAGACAUGUUCACAUCUGUCAAACGGGACCCAAAGAAGCCUAUUUUUCAUCACUUCACUACAGCAGUGGAUACAGAAAAUAUUAAAGUUGUCUUCAACGCGGUAAAAGACACAAUACUCAUUCGAAAUUUGGAAUCACUAAUGCUGCAAAAUUGAAUGCAUAUUUCAUUUAGUGAGAUACUGAUAAAAAGUUAUAUAAAAAUGUAUCCGCCACAGUUUGAAUCGUAUUCAACAAUCUGAAAGGACAACGGACUUUUACAUUCCAAUGACACUAUUUAAGUUCAAUAUUCAAAACUAUUAAGAUAAUGUAAACGAUGAAGUAUUUGUAAAUAUUGCUUCAGUCAACGCACAAGCAUGUAUGUAACUUCAUGUUGUAAGUUGCGGACCUUUUUUAUUAUACUAACACAGGAUGAAACUAAAGAAAAUUUACAUUGCAUUGAAACCUGUUCAAGUGAUAUACAUAUUCAAACGUAUGUACAUCACAUUAGCAUUAUUUGUCUAUCAAAGAGCCCUUAUAUACUGUAGCUAUUAGAUUAUUAUGACAUAUGUAAAUAUUUUGUCAUGCUUAAAGUUACAUAAAUAUGCUCAGUAUACUCACAUACCUUAUACGCGCGUGUAUUGAUAUAUUUGUAAAUAAGAUUACCCAUGAACAUGCCAUAUGCAAUUAUCGAAAUUUGAGAGCGUUAUCAAAACAAAUUAUGCACAGCCAAAGUACCAUAAUAUCGAUCGAUUUAAUUAGGAUAUAUCACGGUAUUUGGAAACUGAAUACUAUUCUUUACCCACUGCAAUCACUGUCCAUCUCCAUCGUAUUUAAUAAUAAUAACUAUUACGAGAAAUUGAGGAAAGUUAUAUGAUUAAUAUCAGAUUGUUUACAGUCGAAUAAGAUUGCAAGAGCUAUAACGGUAUUAAUAUUAUCUAGAAAUAAUUUGUUUAUUACUUGGGAGAUGCGGUUGAAAAACACUUGUCUAUUGACAACAUGUAAUAGAUUAGCGAGCUGGUGCAGACAGACCAACUUUUAAAAAUCAAAGUAGUACUCUACAUUGUCUUGUUUGCGGAAUUUUUUAUACAUAUGUUGGCAUGAAAAUUUUUUUCACACGCAUGUGAAGACUUCACCUUUGACUGGAGCUCGUAAAUAGUUUAACUUUUAACUUAUCCAUAUAUGUAUUUUUGUAUUAAUUAUUUUAAGAUUUAUGCGAUCUACCAAAAUUGAUCAAAUUCUUUAAUUAUAGAGCGAUUAAGCCGAAUUGAAAAAUUUCCAAACAGCAUACCUUGUAGUACUAGAGUGUGCUUUUUAAUAUUGUUAUAUUGAGUAAAUUUUUUGAUACUAAUAUUUGCAAAUGAUAUUUUAUGUACAUUUUAAUGCAUUCGAACUGAAUAA
Neodiprion virginianus is the source of this 2700-nucleotide messenger RNA. Its product is annotated as guanine nucleotide-binding protein subunit alpha homolog. The transcript is spliced from 4 exons. NCBI's taxonomy places the organism in Eukaryota, Metazoa, Arthropoda, Insecta, Hymenoptera, Diprionidae. Gene Ontology annotation, biological process: adenylate cyclase-modulating G protein-coupled receptor signaling pathway; Rho protein signal transduction. Gene Ontology annotation, molecular function: guanyl nucleotide binding; GTPase activity; G-protein beta/gamma-subunit complex binding. Gene Ontology annotation, cellular component: brush border membrane; heterotrimeric G-protein complex. Bases 366 to 1478 code for a protein of 370 amino acids. The record is from RefSeq and is a predicted model, not a curated record.